Messenger RNA from Cottoperca gobio, 1213 nucleotides. RefSeq names its product family with sequence similarity 162 member A (gene fam162a). Gene Ontology annotation, biological process: positive regulation of release of cytochrome c from mitochondria; cellular response to hypoxia; neuron apoptotic process. Bases 114 to 605 code for a protein of 163 amino acids. Lineage: Eukaryota; Metazoa; Chordata; Actinopteri; Perciformes; Bovichtidae. Gene Ontology annotation, cellular component: mitochondrion. The transcript has 5 exons. The record is from RefSeq and is a predicted model, not a curated record.
CGGGGUCCUGUCGGGCAGUUAAAGGCGACAGCAGGUAGUUGACUUUCAGCAGCUGACGGACUGCGUUUUAAUGGCUUCACAAACUCGCUUUACCUGAUUUACUCAAACAAAACAUGAAUUUCGUCAGAUCUCGCCUUUCUAUUGCCAACUUUAUAGGUCAGAGGUGCAGACCGGUCACUGAAACAUGGAGCCACAGAGGGAUGUGCAAUAAACCACAGGAGGUCAAAGCAGAGCCUCCUGCAGAGCCUCCUGCAGUGCCAGCACAAGCACCUCGGGCCGCGUUCAGACUCCCAGGCUACAAACCCUCAAAUAUGGACAAGAGGUUUCUGAUCUGGACGGGACGCUUUAAGACAGCAGACCAGAUACCAGAGAUUGUGUCGUUUGAGAUGCUCGACGCUGCCAGAAACAAAAUGAGAGUGAAAGUCUGCUACAUGAUGAUGGUGGCCACAGUAAUGGGCUGUCUGGUUAUGGUGUUCCUGGGGAAACGGGCUGUAGGCAGGCACGAGUCCCUGACGAGCCAAAACCUGGAGAAGAAAGCUAAAUGGAAGGAGGAACUACGAAAAGAGAAGGAAGCUGCUCUCGCCCUGUCAGAGAAGGCUCAGUGAUGUAAGACAACUCGUCCCUGCACAACCCUUUUAUCUGCAAUUUGGGCCAAUUGUGUCCCCGUCCUGUGUGUGUCACAGCCUCAGAGCUCCCCACUCCCAUCUGAGAGCGGCCAAAAGAUUUCAGAGCAGUUGUUACUUAAUUGUUGUGCAACUUUAAGAUUGACCUUUAACAAACAACUAUGGAUUAUUUAAUCUUUUUUUAAAGCCCAAACAAUAAUGUUGGUGUCAGCGUUUGGUGGUAUUGUGAUGGAGGUGUUAGGAGUUUAUGACCAGGGGAAAAUAAAUCAUUGGAACAGAAACAAUCAAAUCUGUCAAAGCUUGUAGUCUACUUUCACCACAUACCUUUUACUCCAACAUCUGCCUUAGGUAUUCCUGUUUUGAAAUUAGCCUCAGAAGUUAGUCUGUCUUGUGAUGACAGUUCGGCUCCAGAGGGUUUCAAAUAUUCUUGUUUUCUUCAAGAGAACAUCAAGUAAUGGAUCAGACAUGAUCCUUCUGCACAAUGUCCUGAUACUCGUGUCAUUAGAACGGGUUGUUCAUGACUGAUGAUCUCUUUGUAUAUAGUGAGCACUAAAAGAAUAUUCAUCCAAUAAAGUAUUGCUUGUUGAGAA